UUCAUGUGUUUCUGUCAGUCAGGCAGGAUCACACACACACCUCACUGUCCUGCACCUGCUGCCUCAGACAUCUGGAUUCUGGUUUCGGAGGACCUCCACUGCCACCAUGUCAACAUCUGUACAGGUGGAGCCCGUCACGGAGACGAGCUACCAAGGGGUCGGCCGCUGCAAGUGCUCCUUCUGGUUCGCCGUGGCCCACGACAUACUCGGCGUGUUCAUCAUGAUGGUGGGGGUGUUCGGAGGGCUGGUGGUCCACGACCUGUUCAUCUACGCUGGGGCCCUGGUCAUCUUCCUCAGCCUGAUCUGGUGGGUGUUCUGGUACUCUGGCAACAUCGACGUGCCGCCCGAGGAGCUGGAGGACGACGUGGGCCUGAUCAAGCUGAGGAACCGGGGCCUCAGCCGGGCGGUGAGGCGAAUGUCCAGCCGCUUCAGGAACUCUCUCAGGAGGAGCGGCCGGAACCAAGACGUGGGGCUGUCCACUAUUUUCGACAACACCAUCACCGCAACACCUAAAGAGCUCCAGAGAGAGACAUUGUCCAUAUGAACUCAUCCACCGCGGCCGCAGAGA
Molecule: messenger RNA, 568 nt
Organism: Limanda limanda (common dab)
Lineage: Eukaryota; Metazoa; Chordata; Actinopteri; Pleuronectiformes; Pleuronectidae
Product: transmembrane protein 238-like
Exons: 1
Coding region: 107-544 (145 amino acids)
Source: RefSeq, a predicted model, not a curated record